AUGCAGUUAAUUAGUAAUAAGAUCCCACUUAAAGCUCUGACUAUACUUGCUAGUAAAGGUUUUACAACUACGCAUUUGCCACUCAUUCAAAGAGGAAGCAGAAUGAUGAAUAUUGAUGACAUAGAGUUGAAAAAUGCCAUUCAAAGUAAUGGACAUGGAGUGGACAAUCCAGGAUUUGAGGCAGAGGAGGAAAAAAUAUCAGAUCGCAACAGUGAGAUAGCAGAGCAAGAAUCAGGAAAAGAGUCCAAUUCAUUUAUAAGCAAAAUAUUCAAACCCAUCACUGCUAUUGAAAACAUCUUGAAGGCUCACUCUCGGAUCGUCAAAUACACUGCCCUGGGGAUACUUAGUGCAGGUUAUGUGGCAUACUUUGCUGUUGCCUGCUGGCUGAACUUCCAGAAAGCCAUUGCUCUUGUUGUCCUAACCAGUGUGGCGGUGUUUUUCACAUUGUAUGAUUUUGUGAAGAGGUCCAAAGGAGACACUAUAAAACAUUUCUUAAAGCCUGCUGGAAGAUGCUUUAAAGCCAACAUCAGGUGGAUAAAAUGGGUUUUUAUAUUAGUGGUGGUAGGACUGUUGGUGGCCUGGCUGGCAGUUGACACAAGGCAAAACCCUGAACAGCUAAUUUCACUUGGUGGUGUCUGUUUCUUUAUCCUCAGCUUGUUCAUCUUCUCUGCAAAAAGAUAUGCAGUGCGCUGGAGGACAAUCCUCUGGGGGCUUGGAUUACAAUUUGCCAUGGGCCUGUUUGUCAUAAGGACUGAGCCUGGUUUCAUAGCUUUCAACUGGCUAGGAGCACAAAUCCAGACAUUUUUAAACUACACCCACACUGGCUCUAAGUUUGUGUUUGGCAGUCUGGUAGAAUCAGACAGAGAAAAAGAGACAAUCUUUGCAUUUCAGGCUUUGCCUAUAGUGAUAUUUUUCAGCAGUAUUAUGUCAGUACUCUACUUCCUUGGUGUGAUGCAAUGGAUUAUCAUUAAGAUUUCCUGGAUUAUGCAGAUAACAAUGGGAACCUCUCCUACAGAAUCAUUGAGUGUUGCAGGGAAUAUAUUUGUUGGACAGACAGAAGCACCACUGCUGAUUCUUCCCUAUUUAAAAGACAUGACCAGGUCUGAGAUACAUGCUGUCAUUGUUGGAGGUUUUGCCACAAUCGCAGGCAGUGUGAUGGGAGCUUUCAUUUCGUUUGGGAUUAAUGCAUCCUAUUUGAUCUCUGCCUCUGUAAUGGCUGCCCCAUGUGCAUUGGCCAUGUCUAAACUCUCAUAUCCUGAAACAGAAGAGAGUAAGUUUAAAUCUGAAGACAAUAUCAAAGUAGAAGGCGGUGGUGAAAAGAAUAUCCUGGAGGCUGCUUCUAAUGGAGCAUCUGCAUCUGUUGGGCUUGUGGCUAACAUAGCUGCCAACUUGAUUGGAUUUCUUUCCAUUUUGGCUUUCAUCAAUGCAGCUUUGAGCUGGCUAGGAGGAAUGGUGGGAUAUCCAGACAUCACAUUUGAGCUCAUCUGCUCAUAUGUAUUCAUGCCGGUGGCCUUCAUGAUGGGCAUACCAUUUGACGAGAGCUUCAUUGUGGCUGAACUUAUUGGCACAAAACUGUUCCUCAAUGAAUUCAUAGCUUAUGAGAAAUUGUCAAAAUUGAAAAACAAUCGAUUAAAUGGCAUCACAGAAGUGGGAAAUUACAUUUCAGCUCAUGACAUACUAGCCGGACAAAGAAAAGUGAGAUCAGAAAUCAUCAGCACCUAUGCUCUGUGUGGCUUUGCCAACUUCAGUUCACUUGGAAUCGUGAUUGGAGGAUUGUCUUCCAUUUGUCCUUCAAGAAAAAGUGAUAUUUCUGCUUUAGUACUAAGAGCCUUGCUCACAGGCACUUGUGUGUCCCUGGUUAAUGCUUCUGUUGCUGGCCUUCUUUGUCUUCCACAACUAGACUGUAUAGAGGUGUUUAAAAAUUUUGUCUUCAACACCACUGAUACUAAAUUCCAAACUUGCUGUUAUUACCUAUAUGAAAGUGCUGUGAAGAAUGAAACAGUGAUUUCUUUUGGGGGAUCUUGGAGCAUGGUGAAAAAUGCCACUCUUUAUUUCACACAGUGCUGCGAUCUUUAUAAUGGAACUGUUUGCAUUUAGGAACAUGUUAAUUUUUAAAAGUGCAAAGAAAACUUUGCAUUGUAUGUAGUGUAUUGUUUGAUUUACAUAGCACAUUAUACUUGUAAAGUUCAUAAUUAUUUAAUAAUUAUAUUAUAAAAUUAAAUAUUAUAAUUUUCUGCUUAUGUGUGGGAUCAUAUUGAUUAAAAAAAAAUUAUAUGUAGAUAUAAAAUAAAGUAUGCAGUAUGUUGGCAAUAUUAUAGAAGUUCAGGUGUGUUUUGUAUUGUAGUGUUGUUUAAAUAAAAAGUUAUUUAAUUAUUAAGAGUUACAAUAAAGUAUUAGAGCUGUUACUGUA
Ictalurus punctatus (channel catfish) is the source of this 2410-nucleotide messenger RNA. It is a transcript of the gene slc28a1, whose product is annotated as solute carrier family 28 member 1. Gene Ontology annotation, molecular function: nucleoside:sodium symporter activity. Gene Ontology annotation, biological process: nucleoside transmembrane transport. The record is from RefSeq and is a predicted model, not a curated record. Bases 1 to 2097 code for a protein of 698 amino acids. Lineage: Eukaryota; Metazoa; Chordata; Actinopteri; Siluriformes; Ictaluridae. Gene Ontology annotation, cellular component: membrane. The transcript is spliced from 19 exons.